Messenger RNA from Trichoderma virens Gv29-8, 1479 nucleotides. RefSeq lists its product as uncharacterized. Bases 1 to 1479 code for a protein of 492 amino acids. Gene Ontology annotation, cellular component: fungal-type vacuole membrane. The record is from RefSeq and is a predicted model, not a curated record. Gene Ontology annotation, biological process: transmembrane transport. Lineage: Eukaryota; Fungi; Ascomycota; Sordariomycetes; Hypocreales; Hypocreaceae. The transcript has 2 exons. Gene Ontology annotation, molecular function: transmembrane transporter activity.
AUGGACGCCCGCCGAGUCAACUCAAGAGCGAUUCACGAUGACGCCGAGCCCCAACCCGAGUUCAACAACUCUGGGUCAUCGGACGACAAAGACUUUGUAGACGUUGGAGAAAAGGGUACCGCCGCAACAGAUGAAAAGCAACAACCACAGCAACAAGUCAACGAUGACCUAGAGCGUCAACAGACGAUGAGAUCGACGGCAUCCUAUCAAGAGACUUAUCCAGAGGGCGGACUCCAGGCAUGGGUUGUCGUGGCCGGCUCUUGGUUCGCCAUGAUUGCCUCCAUGGGUCUGAUGAACAGCAUCGCCGUCUUCCAGGCCUAUACGCUCAGCCACCAGCUCAAGGGCCACAGCGAGGGCACCGUCGGCUGGAUCUUCUCGAUUUACACCUGGCUGGCCUUUUUCGGUGGCGUCUAUAUCGGCCCCGUCUUCGACAAGUACGGGCCAAGGUGGCUGGUCAUCGCCGGAUUAUUGCUCUUCUUGCCUUUGUGCCACACAUCCCGUCUUCUCUCUUGUUCUCCUCGUUCCGUUCCGUCCCGUCCCGUCCUCGUGGCUAACUCGAAACCCCCAGAGCUUUGGCAAUUCAUCCUAUCCUUUGGCAUCCUUGGCGGCAUGGGCACGUCACUCACCUUCACCCCGUGCAUCGCCGCAGUAGGCCAUUGGUUCAAGGCAAGACGAGGUUUCGCCACUGGGCUUGCAUCAACGGCAGGAGGCAUCGGAGGCAUCGUCUUCCCCCUCAUGCUCACUGCCUUGUUUGAGCGCAUCGGCUUUGGUUGGGCCACUCGAGUGCUCGCCUUGAUAUGCCUCGUGUGCGGGCUCAUAGGCAUCUGCCUCGUCCGAUCCCGUCUUCCUCCGGCCAAGAACGCGACAGCUCAUCCCGAUUUCCGCAUCUUCCGACAGAUUCCCUUCCUCCUGACAACUCUGGGUGUCUUCUUGUUGGAGUUCUCCCUCUUUAUCCCCCUGACCUACAUCGCCACCUACGCACAGGACCGGGGCUUUGACGAUGCGUUUGCCUACCAUCUCUUGCCAAUCAUGAAUGCCGGCUCCGUGAUAGGACGAGCGCUGCCGGGAUAUUACGCUGACGUUGUUGGAGCUUUCAACGUGUGCCUCUUUUCCGUGGUGCUCUCUCUGGUCUCUUGUCUCUGUGUGUGGCUGCCCCUGGGUCACACAAAGGCGGGCAUCAUCAUCUUCUCCCUGCUCUUCGGCUUCGGCAGCGGCAAUAGCAUUGCCAUUGCGCCGGUUUGCAUUGGCCGGAUGUGCAAGACGCAGGAGUACGGUCGGUACUAUGCCACGACCUAUACUGUUGUAUCUUUUGCGUGCUUGAUUGGCAUCCCCAUUGCCGGCAGCAUCGUCCAAGCCGAUGGCGGCUCCUACACGGGGCUCAUCAUCUUCACUAGCUGCAUCUACGUGGGCUCAGCAAUCCUCCUCAUGCUCGCCAAGACAUGGCAGCUAGGCUGGAAGAACUGGCUUGCUGCGUAUUGA